Messenger RNA from Rhodamnia argentea, 1573 nucleotides. RefSeq names its product scarecrow-like protein 8. Lineage: Eukaryota; Viridiplantae; Streptophyta; Magnoliopsida; Myrtales; Myrtaceae. Gene Ontology annotation, biological process: regulation of DNA-templated transcription. Gene Ontology annotation, cellular component: nucleus. Bases 153 to 1289 code for a protein of 378 amino acids. The transcript has a single exon. Gene Ontology annotation, molecular function: DNA-binding transcription factor activity; sequence-specific DNA binding. The record is from RefSeq and is a predicted model, not a curated record.
AGGACGGCGACGAGGACGCCGUCUCCGUGAUUACUAACACUAACAGCGAGUGGUCCGAGGCAAUUCAGAGCCUCAUAAGUCCGGGUCAGAAGCAGAUAUCUCCGUCGCCGACCUCGUCUUCUUCGUCGUCCUCGCCUUCGUCUUCGUUGUCCAUGGCGUCGCCGGUUUCCAUCUGCUGGAAGCAGUCGCUAAUGGAGGCUGCGACGGCGAUAUACGAUGGCAGAGCAGACGUGGCUUCGGAGAUCCUGACGCGCUUGUCUGCCGUGCCGAACCCCAAGGGUAAUUCAGAGCAGAAACUGAUGGAUUACAUGCUGUCUGCGCUUAAAUCGCGCGUGAGCCCCGUUGAGAACCCACCCCCCGUGGCCGAGUUGUUCACCAAGGACCAUAUGUUAUCGACUCAGUCCCUUUACGAUCUGUCUCCUUGUUUCAAGCUCGGUUUCAUGGCUGCCAAUCUCGCGAUUUUGGAAGCUGCAUCGGAGCAACCCUCCGCUAACAAGCUCCAUGUAAUUGAUUUCGAUGUUGGUCAGGAAGGACAGUACCUCAAUCUCCUCCACGCGCUGUCCGCGCGUCAGGCGGGCAGUCAAUCCACCCUCAAGAUCACGACGCUGGCAGAUAACUUUAACAGUGAGGAGAGCCUCAGGUUGGUCGGGGACCGACUGAGUGAACUCGCGGCCAAGAUGGGAGUUAGGUUAGAAUUCAACAUCGUGAGCCAGAAGCUGAGCGAGUUGAGCCGCGACUCGCUGGGCUGCGAGCCCGACGAGGUGCUGGCGGUGAACUUCGCGUUCAAGCUGUACAGAAUGCCGGACGAGAGCGUGUCCGUGGAGAACCCGCGCAACGAGCUCCUCCGGCGCGUGAAGGGCCUGGCGCCGCGGGUGGUGACGGUGGUGGAGCAGGAGAUGAACGGGAACACGGCGCCAUUCAUGACGCGCGUGGGGGAGGCGCUGGCGUGCUACGGGGCGCUGCUGGAGUCGAUCGAGUCCACAGGGGCGAGGGACAACUCGGAGCGAGCGAGGGCGGAGGAGGGGCUGAGUCGGAAAUUGCGGAACUCGGUUGCUUGCGAAGGUAGGGACCGGGUGGAAAGAUGCGAGGUAUUCGGGAAGUGGAGGGCCCGGAUGGGGAUGGCUGGGUUCGAGUCGAAGCCACUGAGUCAACACGUGGCCGAAUCGAUGAAGGCGAGGCUGAGCAGUGGGAACCGAGUCAACCCGGGAUUCACGGUGAAAGAAGAGAAUGGUGGGGUUUGCUUCGGCUGGCUCGGCCGAACUCUCACCGUCGCGUCCGCCUGGCGUUAAGCUCCACUCGCUCCCGCGCACCCACUUUCCCGAAAAGUAUUAACCAAAUUGAUAUACGUAUGUGUAUGUUAUGUGCUAUGAAUGGCGAUGGCAAUGGUCAUGAUGAUGAUGAUGGUGAUGUCAUAUCUUCAUAAUGUAUUGUUUUCAAGUUCCUUUCUUCUUUUUCCUGAGAAAAUGGGAAAAGAAAAAAAAGGAUGAGGAGCAAGAAGAAGAAGAAGAGAAUCCCAUUCCCCACCCAAGCAAUUGAGUAAUAAGAAAGAGAUGUUUGGAUUUGAGGAGAGAAA